Galeopterus variegatus (Sunda flying lemur) is the source of this 1870-nucleotide messenger RNA. It is a transcript of the gene FBXO32, whose product is annotated as F-box protein 32. Gene Ontology annotation, molecular function: protein binding. Gene Ontology annotation, cellular component: SCF ubiquitin ligase complex; nucleus; cytoplasm. Lineage: Eukaryota; Metazoa; Chordata; Mammalia; Dermoptera; Cynocephalidae. The transcript is spliced from 8 exons. Bases 1 to 1029 code for a protein of 342 amino acids. The record is from RefSeq and is a predicted model, not a curated record. Gene Ontology annotation, biological process: protein ubiquitination.
AUGCCAUUCCUCGGGCAGGAUUGGCGGUCCCCCGGGCAGAGCUGGGUGAAGACGGCCGACGGCUGGAAGCGCUUCCUGGAUGAGAGAAGCGGCAGCUUCGUGAACGACCUCAGCAGUUACUGCAACAAGGAGGUAUACAAUAAGGAGAAUCUUUUCAACAGCCUGAACUAUGAUGUUGCAGCCAAGAAGAGAAAAAAGGACAUGCUGAACAGCAAAACCAAAACUCAUUGUAAGCCAUUGCGCCAUGGAUACUGCACUUUGGGGGAAGCUUUCAAUAGACUGGACUUCUCAACAGCUAUUCUAGAUUCAAGAAGAUUUAACUAUGUAGUACGGCUGUUGGAACUGAUAGCAAAGUCACAGCUCACAUCCCUGAGUGGCAUCGCCCAAAAGAACUUCAUGAACAUUUUGGAAAAAGUAGUACUGAAAGUCCUUGAAGACCAGCAAAACAUUAGACUAAUAAGGGAACUACUCCAGACCCUCUACACGUCCCUGUGUACACUGGUCCAAAGAGUCGGCAAGUCUGUGUUAGUCGGGAACAUUAACAUGUGGGUAUAUCGAAUGGAGACAAUUCUACACUGGCAGCAGCAGCUGAACAACAUCCAGAUUACCAGGCCUGCCUUCAAAGGCCUCACCUUCACUGACCUGCCUUUGUGCCUACAACUGAAUAUCAUGCAGAGGCUGAGUGACGGGCGGGACCUGGUCAGCCUGGGCCAGGCGGCCCCCGACCUGCAUGUGCUCAGCGAGGACCGGCUGCUGUGGAAGAAACUCUGCCAGUACCACUUCUCGGAGCGGCAGAUCCGCAAGCGAUUAAUUUUGUCAGACAAAGGGCAGCUGGAUUGGAAGAAGAUGUAUUUUAAACUUAUUCGAUGUUACCCAAGGAAAGAGCAGUAUGGAGACACCCUUCAGCUUUGCAAACACUGUCACAUUCUUUCCUGGAAGGGCACUGACCAUCCGUGCACCGCCAAUAACCCAGAGAGCUGCUCUGUUUCACUUUCACCCCAGGACUUUAUCAACUUGUUCAAGUUCUGAAUCCCAGCACAUAACAACACUUCAGAAGGGUCCCCUGCUAAUUGGAUAGCCGGGAAUACAGAGUUUGGACGCUUCAUUUGUAAAUAGUGUACAUUUUAAUCAUUGGCUCAAAACUUCUGAGAUAAGUCAUGGAGAAGACAUUGGAGGGGAGCAUUUUGUUGCUGACUGGGAAUUUAAGAAUGUGAACUUCCCAUUAGGGUUGGUAUGGAAAAGCAGAAAUCCUGUAAAUAAACUUGUUUUCUAACCAUUUGCCAGCAAGACUAUAAGGGCAAGAAUUUUAUUUCUGCAGUAAAAAUGGGAAUUUUCUUGGUGUUCUCAGAAACUCCUUUAUGUUCCCUAGGAAGAAAAAGGCAAAAUUCAAAUACGAGAUAGAACACUCUUUGUUUACAAUGUGAAAAUUUGUUCGGGAAAAAAAAAGAAAAGAAAAGAAUAAGAAAAGCUACAUAUGAGAAAACUUUGGGCUUUUGGUUUUGAUUUGGGGUUUGUUUUGAAAAGGUAAUAGAUCAGCCCCCACGUUAGCCUUCCUGGGCAAAGGGCCUACGAAGACACCACACAAUGGUCUACCUCUAAAAGCCUAGAGCACUCCCUCUGACAACGUGCAUUAUCCAGUAGGCAGUGUCUGCUUUUCUUGUAAGUGUUUUCAUCACUAUAAAAAGUGAUUUAAAAUGGAAAGGGAUAUUGGAAGCAACGCUCGUCUUGUUCAGACUUCCUUUUUAGGAGUACUGGGAGCUCUUUGGAGUUGCUUCUUUCCUAGAACAACCCCAAAGUACAUGUGCCUUUUUUCCUUUCAUCUGGGGAAACAGAGGCCAAUUUAAAACAAUCCCAAAGGAAGUCUUGCCGC